AUGGCAAUGGCAACACGAGCAUCACUCACGCCCUUCCGAGUCGGCACCAAAGAGCUACACCUCCCCGACAUAUCAAUCACCCUCCUCCGGACCGCCAACUCCCCCGCCCACACCGCCAAAUUCCAAGUGCCCCCCUGGUUCUCCAAGCUCGACCUCCGCGACUACCUCUUCCACGUCUACGACGUCCGCAUCCUCUCCGUCCGCAGCUACGUCAAACAAUCCCGCGUCCAAGAAGGCGACCCCAAGAUCCCUCGCCCGCAACCGAGCAGAUGGCAUCGUCCCCGACCAACGAAGUUCAUGACGGUGGAGUUGGAGCGGCCGUUCGUGUGGCCCGAGGAGCCGGAGGAUUAUGCAGAGUGGAAUAAGGGGGAGAUGGAGGAGAGUGAGGAGGAGCAGAAAAAAUUGCAGGAGUCGUUGGGGCCGACGAGGGAUACGAUUGGAAAUGAGGAGCGGAGGACAGCGAUGCGGGAUCAGGCGAAGGCGUUGUUGGAGGGGAGGGUGAAGUGGAAGCCGGUGGCGGAGAAGGGGAGUGGGAGGUUGUUGGGCCGGUGA
Molecule: messenger RNA, 552 nt
Organism: Saxophila tyrrhenica
Lineage: Eukaryota; Fungi; Ascomycota; Dothideomycetes; Mycosphaerellales; Extremaceae
Gene: MRP20
Product: mitochondrial 54S ribosomal protein YmL41
Exons: 2
Coding region: 1-552 (183 amino acids)
Biological process (GO): mitochondrial translation
Cellular component (GO): ribosome; mitochondrial large ribosomal subunit
Molecular function (GO): structural constituent of ribosome
Source: RefSeq, a predicted model, not a curated record